ACUGUACAUCGUCGCGACCUCAAGACUAGCUUACGCCGACGCCGACAACAAAAUGGUUAACAUUCCCAAGACUCGCCGGACUUACUGCAAGGGCAAGACCUGCAAGAAGCACACUCCCCACAAGGUGACCCAAUACAAGAAGGGCAAAGAUUCAUUAUUCGCCCAGGGAAAGCGUCGUUAUGAUCGCAAGCAAUCAGGGUAUGGUGGUCAGACCAAGCCUGUCUUCCACAAGAAGGCAAAGACGACCAAGAAGGUCGUACUGCGGUUGGAGUGCACAGUGUGUAAAUACAAGAUGCAACUUUCUUUGAAGCGUUGCAAGCACUUCGAGUUGGGUGGUGAGAAAAAGACCAAGGGUGCCGCCCUUACCUUCUGAUCGUCUCAGAGUCGUUGUUUUUGUUUUUUUAUACACUGCCAUAUCUACCAAGCCACUAUGACAUGCAAUAAACCCUAUGCAUCUCAUGACUUA
This is a messenger RNA of Serpula lacrymans var. lacrymans S7.9, 466 nucleotides long. RefSeq names its product 60S ribosomal protein L44. The transcript is spliced from 7 exons. The record is from RefSeq and is a predicted model, not a curated record. Gene Ontology annotation, biological process: translation. Gene Ontology annotation, cellular component: cytosolic large ribosomal subunit; ribosome. The coding region runs from base 53 to 373 and encodes 106 amino acids. Lineage: Eukaryota; Fungi; Basidiomycota; Agaricomycetes; Boletales; Serpulaceae. Gene Ontology annotation, molecular function: structural constituent of ribosome.